UGGAGGGACUAUUGACCUCUCAUUUCACAACGUGGAUGUAAUUAUCAUAAAGAUCCUUGUUUCCUUGGAGAACACAAUUUUUAGAAACCAAAGAGAAAAUGAAUUUAACACUAAAAUUUCUGCUUCUGCUGCUAUUUGUUUUGAGUCAGCAUGCUGAUUCUGGCUCUAUCGUCAAGUUUCUUCCCGGCUUUGAAGGCCCUCUUCCUUUCGAACUCGAAACCGGGUACAUUGGUAUUGGUAAGAAAGAGGAAGAGCAACUGUUUUACUAUUUCAUCAAGUCUGAGAAUAAUCCAGAAGAAGACCCUCUUCUUCUAUGGUUAGAGGGAGGACCUGGAAGUUCUUCUCUCAAUGGCCUUCUCAUGGAGAUUGGCCCUGUGGCUUUGAAGUCCGAGGUUUAUAAUGGAACUGUCCCUUCUUUGGUCUCUACUACGUAUUCAUGGACAAAGAUGGCGAGCAUAAUAUUCUUGGAUCAACCUGUUGGAGCUGGCUUCUCAUAUUCAAGAACUCCACUUAAUAAAACUACUGACACAAAUGAAGUUAAGAUCAUAUACGAGUUUCUUCAAAAGUGGCUAAGCAAGCAUCCACAAUAUUUGUCCAAUCCAUUUUAUGCUACUGGAAGUUCUUAUGCCGGUAUGAUUGUUCCGGCCCUCGUUGACAAAAUUUCAAAAGGAAAUUAUAUAUGUUGCAACCCUCCUAUAAACAUACAGGGUUAUGUGCUCGGAAACCCAAUGACACAUUAUGACAUUGAACAAAACUCUCGUAUUCCAUUUGCUCAUGGAAUGUCACUUAUCUCUGAUGAACUCUACACGUCAAUGAAGAGAUUUUGCAAAGGAAAUUAUUUCAAUGUGGAUCCAAGUAACACAAAAUGUUUGGAACUUGUUGAAGAAUUCCAUAAGUGCAUUGACGACCUAAAUAUAUAUAAUCCAUUGAUACCAGAUUGCCAGGACCCAUCAGAUACGCAAAAUAUAUCCCCUCAUUGCUAUUAUUACAAGUAUCAUCUCCAAGAACGAUGGGCCAACACAGAGAGCGUUCGCAAAGCUCUUCAAAUCAAGAAGGGGAGCAAAAGAGAAUGGGUGCGAUUUAAUCAUAGGAUACCAUACGAUCAAGACAUUAAAAGCAAUAGUGUACCAGACCAUAUGAAAAACAGCGCUAACGGCUACCGGUCGCUUAUCUUCAGUGGUGAUCAUGAUAUGGCGUUGCCUUCCAUUGGAACUCAAGCCUGGAUAAAAUCUCUCAAUUAUUCCAUCACUCAUGACUGGAAGCCUUGGAUGAUAAACAAUCAAAUCGCUGGAUACGCGAGAACUUAUUCCAACAAGAUGACAUUUGCUACUGUCAAAGAAAGUGUGGACACACGCCAGAGUAUCUACCAGAAGAGACCUCUAUCUUGUUCAAAAUGUGGCUCAGUGGCCAACUUUUGUAAUCGAGCCUCAUGCCCUUUUAACUAGGAAAAAAGUAUAACAUACAUGAAAUGUUUGUAGACAGUAUUAUUGCUUAAUUAAAGAUCAUUUAUUUUUUUAAUA
This is a messenger RNA of Camelina sativa (false flax), 1520 nucleotides long. The record is from RefSeq and is a predicted model, not a curated record. Lineage: Eukaryota; Viridiplantae; Streptophyta; Magnoliopsida; Brassicales; Brassicaceae.